This is a messenger RNA of Protopolystoma xenopodis, 450 nucleotides long. Lineage: Eukaryota; Metazoa; Platyhelminthes; Monogenea; Polystomatidea; Polystomatidae. The record is from the annotation of a GenBank genome assembly.
AUGAAAAAAAAACAUGUUAAACUUUCCGUUAAAGACGUUAGCGGACAUGUUUUUGUAAGAGGUCUUUCUCAGUUACUUAAAAAAAAUGCCGUCGUUAAGCCUCCCGAUUGGGUUGAUGUUGUUAAAUUGAAUAUCUCAAAUGAAUUAGGCCCCUAUGAUCCUGAUUGGUUUUACGUGAGGUGUGCGGCAAUCCUCAGACAUAUAUAUAUCCGACCGACUGGAAUGAAAGGCCUUACUAAGGCUUUUUCUCGGAGGAAAAGAAACGGUGUCAGGCCAAGUCAUCGCUCCCUUGCUAGCCAAACGGUUAUUCGAAAAGCCCUGCAACAAUUAGAAAAUGCUGGCUUCGUUGCUAAGUCUAAGAAUGGUGGUCGUAUGAUUACCAGCGAGGGAUACAAGCAAAUGGAUAUUCUUGCUUAUGAAAUACACAAGGCUGAAAGGCUUUCUUCCUAA